UGCGUUAAACUAAAGCACAUUUCCUUAGUGAGUAAAGUAAGAAACAAACCGAAUGAGAGCAACCAUUUAUAUUCUUCCCUUCUUAGUCUUCUUCUUCUUCUUCUUCGCUCUCUUCAUUGUUCUAGAAUCUUCCGGUGACUGCUCCGAUUUCGAUCACGCGCAAAUGGCCACUCCACUCGGAGGUAUUCAGGAUUCCCCCAGCUCUGAAAAUUCUCUCGAAAUUGAAUCUCUUGCUCGAUUCGCUGUUGAUCAACACAACGCCAAACAGAAUUCACUUCUGGAGUUCGCAAGGGUGGUGAAAGCACGGGAACAGGUUGUUGCUGGUACACUGCAUCAUCUUACUCUUGAGGCUAUUGAUGCGGGUGAGAAGAAGAUCUAUGAAGCCAAAGUCUGGGUAAAACCCUGGAUGAACUUUAAAGAACUUACAGAGUUCAAGCAUGCUGGUGAUGGUCAUGCACCAUCAUUUACCACUUCAGAUCUUGGUGUGAUAAAGGAUGGCCACAAGCCAGGGUGGCAGUCUGUUCCAGCACAUGAUCCUCAAGUUCAGGAUGCAGCAAAUCAUGCUAUUAAGACCAUCCAGCAGAGGUCCAAUUCACUAGUGCCCUAUGAGCUCCAUGAGGUUACUGAUGCAAAGGCUGAGGUCAUUGAUGAUACUGCCAAGUUUAACUUGCUUCUCAAGGUCAAGCGGGGACAGAAAGAAGAGAAGUUCAAGGUAGAGGUGCACAAGAAUAGCGAAGGUAACUUCCAUCUUAAUCAGAUGGAAGCAGAUAAUUCCUAGUCCUACUAUUAAGCUUGGUCACAGUAGCAUUAUAGGCCUGCUUGGACCCUAAAUUUGCACUUUUUAUACAUGGGAUGUAUCAUAUAUGACUCAUACAUAACUAGUACGUUACGAAUAUUGCCCUUGUUAUAUAUGUCUAAACAAUUAUAUCAGUGCUUUCUUUAUGCCUUGGCCUA
Molecule: messenger RNA, 954 nt
Organism: Medicago truncatula (barrel medic)
Lineage: Eukaryota; Viridiplantae; Streptophyta; Magnoliopsida; Fabales; Fabaceae
Product: cysteine proteinase inhibitor 6
Exons: 4
Coding region: 53-778 (241 amino acids)
Molecular function (GO): cysteine-type endopeptidase inhibitor activity
Source: RefSeq, a predicted model, not a curated record